UAGGGAAAUACACUACAGCAGGACAUCACUGUACACAAUGAAGGCUGAGUCGGCAACUCUUUACCGAUUAACAUGGCUUAUUUCCGCAUCUCUGCAUCUGAAAGGUGUGGAGUCAGCUAAGGGGAAAUACGCUCAGCUGUUAUUCCGAGAACUGUUUGAGGAUUAUUCUAAUGCACUGAGACCAGUGGAAGACACUGACAAAGCAUUAAAUGUUACCCUCCAAAUUACUCUUUCUCAGAUCAAAGACGUGGAUGAAAGGAACCAGAUACUGACAGCAUACUUAUGGAUCAGGCAGAGCUGGUACGAUGCAUAUCUGAUGUGGGACAAAGAUGAGUAUGAUGGUCUGGAUUCAAUCCGUAUUCCAAGCAACAUGGUAUGGAGACCAGACAUUGUUCUGUAUAACAAGGCAGAUGAUGAAUUUUCCGAGCCGGUAAACACAAACGUUGUCCUCCGUCAUGAUGGGAAAAUCACAUGGGAUUCCCCAGCCAUCACCAAGAGCUCCUGCGUAGUAGAUGUAUCCUACUUCCCCUUUGACAAUCAGCAAUGUAACCUGACCUUCGGCUCCUGGACCUACAAUGGUAACCAGGUGGACAUUAUUAAUGCUAUGGACACUGGGGACCUGUCCGACUUUGUGGAAAACGUGGAAUGGGAAAUGCAGGGCAUGCCAGCCGUGAAGAACGUUAUUACCUAUGGCUGCUGCUCGGAGCCUUACCCUGAUGUCACCUUCACACUGAUUCUUAAGAGGAGAUCUUCCUUUUAUAUAUUCAACUUAUUAAUUCCCUGUGUGAUGAUCUCCUUCCUGGCACCACUAGGAUUCUACCUUCCUGCGGACUCAGGGGAAAAAGUCUCCCUGGGAGUGACCGUCCUCCUGGCUCUCACUGUCUUUCAACUAAUGGUAGCAGAAAGCAUGCCCCCUUCUGAAAGUGUGCCCUUGAUAGGUAAAUAUUACAUAGCAACAAUGACCAUGAUCACAGCAUCCACCGCUCUGACAAUCAUUAUCAUGAACAUCCACCUGUGCGGAGCAGAAGCCAAGCCCGUCCCCCGCUGGGCCAGGAUCGUUAUUCUCAACUACAUGUCCAAGAUAUUUUUUGUGUACGAUGUUGGUGAGAACUGCACGAGCUCCCGGGAGGAAUGUGACACCGUUUCACAGGACAGCGUUCAUUCCUAUGAUGUGUACGAUAAAGAUGCCUAUGACACUCUGAAGUAUCCCCUUUCUGGUAGAGAUGACUUUGUCUGUGACCUUGACCUACGUACAAAGCACAAUGGUCAUGCUGCUGGAAACAAAGGAGGACAGGUUGACAUUCCAGAUCAUCCAUACUGUAACCACUGCAUCCAUUACAGAGUCCUAGCAAGUAACAUUGAGUACAUCACUAACUGGUACCGAGAGCAGAAAUCCAUUAGCGCCAAGGGGAUUGAGUGGAAGAAGGUGGCCAAGGUGAUGGACCGGUUCUUCAUGUGGGUCUUCUUCAGCAUGGUCUUUGUCAUGAGCAUUUUAAUUAUUGCUAAAGCUGUGUGA
Messenger RNA from Pseudophryne corroboree (corroboree frog), 1516 nucleotides. It is a transcript of the gene CHRNA9, whose product is annotated as cholinergic receptor nicotinic alpha 9 subunit. Gene Ontology annotation, biological process: chemical synaptic transmission; monoatomic ion transmembrane transport; signal transduction. The record is from RefSeq and is a predicted model, not a curated record. Bases 38 to 1516 code for a protein of 492 amino acids. Lineage: Eukaryota; Metazoa; Chordata; Amphibia; Anura; Myobatrachidae. The transcript is spliced from 5 exons. Gene Ontology annotation, molecular function: transmembrane signaling receptor activity; acetylcholine-gated monoatomic cation-selective channel activity. Gene Ontology annotation, cellular component: plasma membrane; synapse; postsynaptic membrane.